AUGGCGCUCAAUGAUCAUGACACAGCCCCAUCGCCCCCGGAGCGAAUCUUAUCGCUACUGGGUCUCGAAAAAUCGUCGAUAGCAGAUGAGCUUCGCCUCAUGGUAAGCAGUCGCUUCCGACAACCCCAGCAAGCGCAGCUAGCAGACACCCUGAGCGCCAUGCAACCCACUCCUGCUCUUUCCAACGUGGCUUCGUGGUUCUCGUACCAAUUCGACCCCACCGACGACGUGGAAUACUAUCUACAAGAUCUUACUCGCAUGCAUCACUAUAUAGCAGCACACGAUCGUCAGCGCCCCCUACGUAGCAGACAUCUCGACAGUUCUGAAUCUGCUGCUGACGGUGCAGUGACAAGACAGCUCCUACACUUCUACGCCUCGUUCGCAGACAGCAGAGACCGCCAUCUCCUCACGAAAAUCUACCAGACUCUUGGGCUAUCAAGAGCCAUCACGUACUGCGUCGUGGCCAAGACGUUGCCCUUCAAAGUCCAGAAAGAAUUUCUAGAUCUCUUCGCUGACGACCUACCGGAACUUCGUGAGUGGAUCAGCUGGCUAGACGAACUAGAGCACGCAGCAGUCAAAGUCGAAGGUGACAUGGCGUGCAGACCAGGCUAUGAGAGCGCCGUAAACUUUGUGAGUAGGGCGAUCAAAGAGCACUGCAUGCUCACGUGGCUUGGACUACUACGACCACUGGACUCUAUGAAGAGACUUUCUCUUAUCGACGCUAUCCACAGACUACUCGCAGCUUCAAAUACCAGCGGCUUUCUACCCACCACAACGAGUACACUGAAGAAACUGGGUCGAUUCUACGAAACCACCGGCAUCUCGGCAGCCAAACUACUGGAUCUGGACGUCGCUGUGCGUUGUGAGCUCUCCUUUCUUCUCGAAGAGUUUCCGACCAUCAUUCUCAUCACUCUGUUCACUAAAUUCAACAGCGAGAAGAUGAUUCACUUGGUAGUCAAACGUGGUCUGCCCUACUUCCCGAAAAACGACUUGUUGAAGAUGCUGGACGCUCUCGCUCCCGCCGAGAUUAACGCCAUCGAAGUGUUCGUGACAACUUUGUUCGCUUUUGGCCGGAAGAAAGCUGAUUUUCUACUGCGUUUUCUGACUUUUUCUCCUCCAAGCCAACUCCGAUUUCUCGAUCUCAUGAUUACAGCGUCGAGCUCUCCUUUAAACGCAGAUACGUCGAGCUACGAAGAAGAUCCCGAGGACGCAUUCGCGAUUCCAGCUCUUACAACAGGAAACAAUUUUCUGAUGAAAUUCUUCCUUUACGCUGGUCUGAAAUCUCCAGAUCUAGUUAUCCAAAAACUGUCGUCUUUGCCUACUGAAAUGAUUCAUCAAAUACUGUACACUAUCGCUGUUCACUCAGCAGAAGACUUGGCGGUACUGGGUCGGGGUCUAGAGACUGUAGAGCUGCCGUGUCUGCAGCCUUUUCUACGUUUAUUCCUCGCUAUCCCACUCGGUUGGCGAGAAGUGUUAGUCCCGCUAGUCGAAGAGAUGCCAGGAGAGGAGGCACAGCCACUUUACGACACGCUACUUCACCUGCAAGCCACGUGUGAAGACAAAGUCACGACUGUUCUUCAAAUGCUCGGAGCUCUCCAUAAGAAAGACAAGACGAUACUUUGUCGAGAUAUCCAAAGCCAUCACGAAGCUCAGCUCGAAGGGCACUCUUCGUCCAUCGGAAUCCACGCCAAAGUUCUGCUGUAUCUCUGCGAAUGCGACCUCGCUCGUCAUAAAGUUCUUCGCCUGCUACGCACGAUCCCAUUCGACAAAUACGAUAGUCUGCUUUACUUCCUGCGUACCCAACGGAUGCCGGAACAAGUCGCGCUAACGCGUCUUAUGCUGAGUAUGCCGAGUGGUGCGAACUGUCGAUUAUUAGCCAAAAUGUCUGCGUGGCCAUUAGAAGCACUCGAUGCCUUCUUCCAGCUGUUGUUGAUGCUCGCCAAAGUCGAGUACAAAAUGUUCGCCAAGUUGAUGGGGUCCCAGUACGUUAGUGCAGAGCAGCUACAGGUUUUCAUCACUGUGGCCGUGGACAUGAUGAACCAGGCUUCUAGUCGAGAACUCGUCAUCUUCGCUGCUGGUCUGCCAGUUCAUAUUCGAGAUCUCUUCUUUGAGAUGCUAACGGAUCGUCCGGAGAAGGGGGUUCUGCUCCGUAUCAUCGGCUAUUCCACGCGAGUGCCACCGGAACUUAUGCACCUCUUGAUUGCGAUAUUCCAUCGAAUGUCGUGGGAGAUUCGCUCGGCUUUCAUCGAGCAGCUUCGAGCGUUGGAAGGCGUUAGCAACGUCGAAAACCUGGCAGAAGUAGCGUCCAAUCUCCAAGACAACGAGGCUUUACGGCUGCUGAUUCUGCUGCUAAGCCCGCUUCAAAUCCACAUUCGAGUGAGUCUUGUAGCGCUCUUCCUGCAGCUUAAUGUCCAGGCACGCACGCGGCUUCUCGCUAGGCUUGUGAAGAUGCCAAAGAACUCUGUGGGGGCUUUCUGUACGGCGAUUUGUAGCUCGUCCUGUGAGCCCGUGAGCGCUUCCUUCUGUCGCGUGAUUGGCCUGGUGGAUGCCAGGUAUCACACGUCUCUCCUCCGCUUACUAGCAAGCGAACCGCUGUGGUUCUUUCUGCGUCUAAUGGCUGAGCAUUGCGACGUAGAACAGCGUCUGGAACAGUCCACGGAGUUGCUGAACCAAGUGGCAAAGACCGUGUGUUUGUUCUCUCUCGACGACAAUUUAUUGCUCUUAAAAGAUGUGAUCCGAGAAGCACUGGGCGACGCUAUGCCCCUGAGUGAUACAGUCGCCGUACUUGCGUUAUUCCCUGAAGUAUCGAAGCUUCUUGACUUCCUCCGAUACGUCAUGGGGUUCGCAAAAUGCGCGCGUACCAGCUUAAUUUUCCGCGUUCUUGCAAAGUAUCAACAGCCAGAAUUUAUCUUCGAAAUGUGCCGAAUUCUCGACUUGGACGACGCCAUAUUCGCCUUGAAGCGACUGGAUCGAACGUGGCAACGGCGACAUGAAGAGCUAGACAGAGCGAUGGAGUCUCUAUGUCGACUUGUUCAAGUGAAAGACGACUUCUGUGACCUCAUCGUGGGGUUUAAAAGUCUAUCGGCGCUUGACGUCGAUCGCCCCCUUCGAUUGCCCAGUGCAACGCCUCCAUCGCACCAACCGGUCGCUCUUAAUCGUCAUCUACAGCGAACGAGACCAGGUCAAGCGUUCUUUCGAAAGCGAACCGAGAGAAAGGCAUGGUGGCAAGAUCUGGACGACGUGUCCUGCCUGUUUCUUCCGAGUGAUCGACAGAGCGAAGCUUCACCUGAACCUCCGGUAAUUAGCAGUGUUACCUCACAUCCCCACGCUAAUCAACACAGUGAUACCUGCCUCAAUCGAUCCGAAUCUGCGCCAACUACGCUGUCGUACGAGAAUGAUUCGCAAUGGAGCAAGCAGAAGCGAUCACGCGGCGUCGCUGCAGCUCUCAACCGCCCUCUGGACUUCCACGUUGGUCGAGACAAAGGCGCCGAUUUCCUACAAAGGCAACGCGAACGUGUAUACCACGAGAAAGGGGCAUCAAGCAUCCGACACGCCAGGACAUCGGCUGCUCAAGAUAACGUUAUGGAGGCUCGAGUGUGUCGAGCUUUGGGCAAGCGAGUACCGACUUCGCAGACGAUCUUGUCGCCUCUUUCUCGACCAGAUUCCCAGACGGUAGAAAACGCCGUUAGCAUGCUAGCAAAGGCUGCUCAGCUUCGCGAUUCCAGUCCACAAGGAUUCGUCUCGGAAGCCCCAAAACGCAACCAGACACCGGCAAAGCAUCACAUGCGUAUGCUCCCAAGCAACCCAAAGAAUCCAAGCAUCAAAGCGGAGACGGAACUAAACUGCGAGCCUGUUGCUCCAUGGUAG
Phytophthora infestans T30-4 is the source of this 3867-nucleotide messenger RNA. RefSeq lists its product as uncharacterized. Lineage: Eukaryota; Oomycota; Peronosporomycetes; Peronosporales; Peronosporaceae. The transcript has 4 exons. The record is from RefSeq and is a predicted model, not a curated record. The coding region runs from base 1 to 3867 and encodes 1288 amino acids.